Molecule: messenger RNA, 2862 nt
Organism: Dermochelys coriacea (leatherback sea turtle)
Lineage: Eukaryota; Metazoa; Chordata; Testudines; Dermochelyidae
Gene: KIF25
Product: kinesin family member 25
Exons: 15
Coding region: 369-2111 (580 amino acids)
Biological process (GO): microtubule-based movement
Molecular function (GO): microtubule motor activity; microtubule binding; ATP binding
Source: RefSeq, a predicted model, not a curated record
UGGUAGGCUGCGGCUGUCACUCAUGACGGAGCAGGGCCCGUGCGGCAGGUUCGGUUGAGCGGAGGCCGAGCGUCUCGGGUGUCCUCCUCCCAGGCCCUGCAUGGCGCUCUCCGCCGCUGCGCCAGCAAGGGCCUUGGCAGACGCUCCCUAACGCCCGUCAGUGAGCACCCUGGUAUUGUCACAAGCUCCCGGGGCCGUCCUCCAGCCAAUGGGAGGAGGGAGGACAAGCGCUGUCUCCGUAGCAACCGGAGCGAAGCUCCGGGCCAGCGUCUGAUUGGCCGAUUCAAAGCGAUUCCGUGCGCGUGGUGGGGAGCGCAGGGCGCGCGCAGCGGGACCGCGCGGUGGCGGCGGCAGGACCUGGAGAGAGGAUGCGGCCGGGGGGCGGGAUCAGCCCGAGCUUCGUGGCCCAGCAGCGGAUCCGGCAGCUGGAGCAGAAGCUGCGCGCUAAAGAAGAAAGAAUAGUUGUGCUGGAAACAGAAAAUGCUCUUCUUCAUCUGAAACUUGCAGAGUUUCGAGGGUUGAUUGGAAGAGACACUAAUGAAGUGGCACAGCUUAACUUUGUUCAUGACAAGCAACAGAACUUGUGUAGAAGCACGAGCUCCAUUAUAAUCCAGGUUUAUGGAGCAAUACAGAGACUUAAGCGAGACCUGAAGAACCUCUAUUCAUUUGCUCUUGAGCUUUCAAGAGACUUUCAACAUCAAUACAAGAAUUCUCUUUACCAAGUUUUGACUGCUGUCCAAAAGAUCCAGCUGCAGAAUGAAGCUAUGCAAACAUUCCAGACAAAAGCAUUUGAUCUCAAGCAGUCUUUACAGGAAGUUAACGAGCGAUACCAGCAAGAAAAACAAAAGAGAAAAAUACUUCACAACAGUUUAAUUGAACUGAGGGGAAAUAUCAGAGUGCACUGCAGGAUCCGUCCCUUAUUGCCUUUUGAUACUGCUUUUGGACAUUCAGUCUCACAAGAUUGGCACAGAAAGCUUUCAGAAAAAGUGGCACAUGCUACUGAUGAUGAAACUGUCCUUGUAAAAUGCAAUCGUCCUGGUCAUACUUUGAUCAACAAGACAUUUCAGUUUGACAGAGUUUACAGUGCUGCUGAGUCUCAAGACACAGUGUUUGCAGAUGUGGCCCCUUUGCUUACAUCUCUGCUGGAUGGAUACAACGUGUGUAUUAUGGCUUAUGGGCAAACAGGGAGUGGGAAGACAUACACAAUGUUGGGACCACAGUCUGAGGAUGAUGUCACUCUUUCAAUAGAAGAUGAACCAGAGCUAGGAAUUAUUCCUAGAGCCACAGAAGAAGUGUUCAGGCUUAUUUCAGAAAAGCCACCAGGAAGUCAUUGGGUUGAGGUUUCUGUUGUUGAAGUGUAUAAUAAUGAAAUUUUUGAUCUUCUGGCCAAAGACAGCUGUGGAAGAGUAUUCGGUGUUAAACGUGACGUUGUCACAACCAAGGAAGGCAAGAGCGAUGUGCCAUUACUUACCUAUGAGACUGUUGAAAAUGCUCUAGAAUUCUUACAGCUAGUUGAUAAAGGUCUGCAGCUAAGGAUCAAACAUGCAACACUGGUGCAUGCUCAUUCCUCUCGCUCUCAUCUGGUAGUGACAUUGACCAUAACCACGAAGGCUGUCUCUGCAGACAGCUUUGCUCCUCUAUGGACAGAUGAACAGCCUAGUCAAAAGCUAAGUAAAGAGCUUUUCUGCACCUUUCCUUCCAGAGCCUCUUCUCCAGCACAGUUUGAAUCUAUUGAGAAACUGAAGCACAUCAAAACUAAACUACAGCUGGUGGAUUUGGCGGGCAGUGAAUGUGUUGGUAUGUCUGGAGUGACAGGAGUAGCCCUGAGAGAGACCUCGUUCAUUAACCGUAGCUUAUCUGCUCUGUCAGAUGUACUUGGAGCAAUAGCAGAGCAGCGCUCUCACAUUCCGUACAGAAACAGCAAACUUACCCACCUACUCCAGGACUCCAUAGGGGGCAACGCUAAAUUGCUGGUGAUGUUGUGCGUCUCCCCCUGCCAGAAGUAUUUAGCGGAAUCACUGCAAUCCUUGGGAUUUGGAACUCGUGCUCGGCAAGUUCAGAGAGGACAAGUCAAGAAAAGAAAUCUGCUAGUGUCAAGCAAAUCAAAAUAAAAGCUAAGGCUCCUGUGGAUUAAAGUAUUAUUAAUGAGUUCCUCAGAUGAAAUAUAUCUUGUUGUCAUAAAGCCAUGCUUUAAGAUGUAAACUGCCAGUUAAAAUAAACACUCCUCAAUAUGGUAUUAGCAAAGCAAACUUGCUUAUAAUGUUCUUGUUCCAAAGAUGAUAACAGGUAUUGAAAACAGCUACCAAGCAUGAUGGAUGGCAUGGCAUAGAAAUAUAUUAUGCUUUUUAGGAGAGCAACAACAAGACAGAGUUUUAGAGCAAAUGUUUAGCAUUGGGAAAUAAGUAAAUGAAAUCAAUAGUGCACUGAUCCUGGACAGUUCGCACUGGAAGGGCUGAAUCUCUGUCCUAUUAGUUCAGUAAAAAACACAAGUCUUUAAUUACUCUCAAAAAGAAAAGGAGUACUUGUGGCACCUUAGAGACUAACAAAUUUAUUAGAGCAUAAGCUUUCGUGAGCUACAGCUCAAUGCAUCCGAUGAAGUGAGCUGUAGCUCACGAAAGCUUAUGCUCUAAUAAAUUUGUUAGUCUCUAAGGUGCCACAAGUACUCCUUUUCUUUUUGCGAAUACAGACUAACACGGCUGCUACUCUGAAACCUUUAAUUACUCUUUUUCAUUUCAAUAUCUCAAACUUGGAGGAAAUAUUUGGUUUGAUGUUUGGGUUAAAAUUAGGCACCUAUCUUGCUGACUUGCUCUCCUCUCUCUAGCAUUGGGUUAUUCCUAACCCAUUCCUAUUCAAGUCUUCAAG